UAGCUCAUACAUUUUUUCCUCCAAAAUAAAGCUGCCAAGGAGGUGCCAGAAUUCCAAAAGCAGCAUCAGAUCAUAGAAGACAGAGCCCCUCCUAUCCUGAGAGCUUAGAAAACAGCGUGAGAGAUUCAAGUUAAACCCAAGGAAGAACUUCCUGACUGUGACGGCUGCCCUGGACUGGAAUGAGUUCCAGCAGCAGAAACAUGAGGUUUUGGAGCCUCUUCCUCCUGGUGAUGCUCCUGGCUGUGGGGAGCCAGCUGCCUGCUGCCUCUGGCCGGAAGAAGGGAGAGAAAGCAGGGGGCUGCCCGCCAGAUGACGGGCCCUGCCUCCCAUCGGUGCCUGACCAGUGCGAGGAUGACAGCCAGUGUCCCUCGACCAUGAAGUGCUGCUACCAAGCUUGCUUCCGCCACUGCGUCCCCCGGGUCUCAGUGAAACGGGGCAGCUGCCCUGAGGACCGACUGCAGUGCCUGAGCCCCACCAAGCACCUGUGUCACCAGGACUCGGACUGCUCAGGCAAGAAGCGGUGCUGCCACAGCGCCUGCGGCCGGGAUUGCCGAGAUCCUGCCAGAGGCUAAUUCUGGUUUAGGAUCCAUGGCUCUGCACUGCAGGUGGGAGCAGCAGAAAGAGUUGAUGCUGGGAAUCCUGAGGCCUCCCAGACAGCACCGUCCCUGCCAGCAGCAGUUCCAGCCUUCCACUAGACACUGGCCUGUCGUCUGUUCCCUGCGACCCAGCCACUGAAGGCCUCUGUAACACCCAGUACCCCGCACCACUGCCACACUGAGCUGCCCCCCCUUCCCAGCACCUACUUUCACCUCUCUCUGCACGUUUCCUCCACCUAACAUGCCCAAUUCAGGCAGGCCCCUCUUUGUGGAGCCCUAACCCUACCCUCAGGCAGCCCAACUGCCCAGAACAUAUGUUCUAGCAGAAUUUUCCUAACAUCAGUCCAUUUACAUACACCUCUUUCACAGUUUUCACCAUAUCUGCAAACCAGUGUUAUGAUAUGUUGCAUGCUGCCUGUACUACUAUUCACUUAUG
Molecule: messenger RNA, 1032 nt
Organism: Propithecus coquereli (Coquerel's sifaka)
Lineage: Eukaryota; Metazoa; Chordata; Mammalia; Primates; Indriidae
Gene: WFDC5
Product: WAP four-disulfide core domain 5
Exons: 5
Coding region: 180-572 (130 amino acids)
Biological process (GO): innate immune response; antibacterial humoral response
Cellular component (GO): extracellular region
Molecular function (GO): peptidase inhibitor activity
Source: RefSeq, a predicted model, not a curated record